AGCCAGUGUUCAACGGUUUCAGCACUUCAGUCGACAUCCCGGUGCAUCCAGGAACUGUUAAAUUCAAUUUCAAUAUUAAAAAUGGCUCUUGAACGUCAAGUCCGCGCCAAGACUCUGGCCAAGCGUGACCCUCAGCAGGAGAAAGAGGCUCAGGAAUGGAUCGAAUCGAUUCUUGGGAUGAAAUUCCCAGCAGGUGAGCCCUUCGAGGAUGUCAUCCACGAUGGACAACUCCUCUGCGCAGUUAUGAACAAACUCGCCCCAGGAUCAGUCCCCAAAGUCAACUCCAGCGGUGGACAAUUCAAAAUGAUGGAGAACAUUAAUAUGUUCCAGAAGGCCAUGAAGGCGUACGGUGUACCUGAUACCGAUGUCUUCCAAACAGUCGAUUUGUUCGAGAAGAAGGACAUUGCACAGGUCGUGACGACCCUAUUCUCCCUCGGCCGCACGACAUACCUCCACCCCGAGUGGAAGGGACCUUACCUGGGGCCGAAGCCAUCGGAGGAAUGCAAACGUGAUUUCUCCGAAGAGCAGCUCCGAGCUGGCCAGACAAUUGUCGGUCUCCAGGCUGGAUCCAACAAGGGCGCGACCCAGGCUGGCUCCAACAUGGGUGCUGGACGCAAAAUUAUCCUCGGAAAGUAAACGAUGAUAACAAUAAACAAAAAAAUCACCCAUCCCCAUCCUCAUCCCUCACACUCCCCCAAAUCCCCUCAAUGUGAAUGUUUAUGUUCCCUUUUGUAAUUGAGUAAUAUAUAUUUCGUUAUUAUUUCAUA
Molecule: messenger RNA, 767 nt
Organism: Fopius arisanus
Lineage: Eukaryota; Metazoa; Arthropoda; Insecta; Hymenoptera; Braconidae
Gene: Mp20
Product: Muscle protein 20
Exons: 4
Coding region: 82-636 (184 amino acids)
Biological process (GO): actin filament organization
Cellular component (GO): actin cytoskeleton
Molecular function (GO): actin filament binding
Source: RefSeq, a predicted model, not a curated record